This is a messenger RNA of Zea mays, 1078 nucleotides long. Its product is annotated as ethylene-responsive transcription factor ERF027. NCBI's taxonomy places the organism in Eukaryota, Viridiplantae, Streptophyta, Magnoliopsida, Poales, Poaceae. Gene Ontology annotation, biological process: regulation of DNA-templated transcription. The record is from RefSeq and is a predicted model, not a curated record. Gene Ontology annotation, molecular function: DNA binding; DNA-binding transcription factor activity. The coding region runs from base 206 to 1078 and encodes 290 amino acids. The transcript has 3 exons.
CUAAUCCUUAGCGAUGCAAAGCAGCUGAGAGCCUGAGACGCGUCGUUCGUCCCGAUUUUUUUUGCACCACCUACUCCGUCGUGUUUAAACCCUCGAGCUCCUGGCACCGCAAUGGACGUGGCCGUAGCAUCCGGAACUGGCAUUGGUCACCUGCAUUUCCUGCACGUUUUGCUGCUGGAAAGCCCUGGUUUCGCCGGCGGAGUGUAUGGAGCGGGAGGAGGAGCAGGAGGCGGGCACGGGCACGGGCACGGCACAGGCACUGCUGGGGAGGCGCGUGCGCGCGGACACGCGGCACCCCGUGUACCGCGGCAUCCGGUACCGUGGGGGCAAGUGGGUGUCGGAGAUCCGGGAGCCGCGCAAGUCCAGCAGGAUCUGGCUGGGCACGUACCCGGCCCCGGAGAUGGCCGCUGCCGCGUACGACACCGCCGCACUGGCGCUGCGGGGCGCUGAGGCCGCGCUCAACUUCCCCGGCGCGGCCCUGUCGCGGCCCGUGCCGGCGUCGCGCUCCCCCGACGACAUCCGCGCCGCCGCCGCGUCCGCCGCCCGUUCCCAGUCGCCGCAGGUGGGUGGUGAAGCUGCUGCUGCUGCUGGUGGUGGUGGUGGUGGUGCAAGCACGUCGUGGUCCGGUGCCGGUGCCGAUGCACAGGGCCCGGCGCCGGAGCGCCGAGCGGGCGACAGGAGCAUCGUGGACGAGGACGACGUGUUCCAGGUGCCGCGGCUGCUGGCGGGCAUGGCCGAGGGGCUGAUGAUGAGCCCGCCGAGGCUCCGUCCGACGACGAGCGAGCGAGCACCGGAGCGGAGCCACACAGCCACCAAGCACAUCACACGUGGAUAUUCUUUUUUUUUCUCGUUGCUCAAAUCAAAUGAAACCGGCCGGCCGGGGCCGACGACGCUGACACACCUGGGGUCCUCGCGCUGGCACGACACUGACGGUGUCCCCGCGUGGGCGUGCGUCGCGUGCAUAAUGCAACGAAAGAGGCGGCAGCAGCAGCAGCACCGUGUCCCUGUGCGCGCGGUUGGGGCGGACCAAUCACGCAUGACGCAUGCAUGCUUCUCGAUCUCGCGUGUGUUUGUUUAG